GUCAAACAACACUCUAGAGAGUGAACAUUAUGUAUAUGGCUUAAAAAGGCAGUCUAUUCUUCUUGAAGUGUAUGUCAAUGGUAUCACCUUUUAGGGAAUGGAGCAACAACUCACUCAACAAUCGUGGAAUAUUCAGAACUACUAGCUCCAAUAACAGAAUAAUGUCAGUGUGGAACAAGAGUGUGCUUAACAGACUUCUGACGUAGGGUUAAAUCCUACGUGUGUGUGUGUGUGUGUGUGUGUGUGUGUGUGUCGUUAUUUUGUGUGUAGCAGCAGUUGGAGGUUCUGAGCGGAGGCAGGGAACUGAGGCAGUACACAGAGGAGCGGAGUGGAGGCAGAAGAGACCCAUCAGCCAUCGCUACAUCAAGCAGCCAGAGACCCUGCACAGACAUGCGUCCAAGGUCCAGAUUACUGGUGAAACGAGGCCUGCCCACCAUCAGGGAGGGUUAUGAGGAGCUGGUGCAGGACCUGAACCAGACCAACAGCCAGCACUCUACAGCACAGGACUACUUCCUCUCCAUAUGCCAUCUGGCCCGGCCCACCUUCCCUAUGCAUGAGCCUGACUGUGACAUCCUCUCCAUAGGCCCUUUAGACUCCCCAAAACCCUGCCCACGAAUGCACCGCCUAUGCCAGCAUCUGCAAACUCCACAGCCUCACACCUCCACAAGUAGCGAUCACACUGUUCAGCAAGCCCACAAAGAGCAAGACAUCGGCAGAUCUGCUUUGUCAGAACCGCUGCAGGACAAGGCCUCAGAGGAGGGCAGUGAAUGCAGAGGUGACAGCCCAGGCCCCAUGGAUCCGCUAGAGUACCUCUACAGCAACAGAGGUGCACUAGCACUCUCCAACAGGAGGGGGAGCAUUCCUCCACGCAGGCCACGCAGUGACACCUACCCAGGCAGCUUCUCUGCACCUGACACUCAGCGCAAGGGCAGUUGUCCUGAGCUGUGCCUGGCUGAGACGGUCACUACGGCAACAGUCCUGCAGCGGUCACCGCUCCACAGGAAGAAGCUGGAUGACAGUAGCCUUGCUGCACGUAAUGGUGUUCCCAAAAAGCUCGAUGGCACCCCUGCUGGAUGGAGGGGAAAGAGCAGUCGCUGCAUGGACAAACAGACAAUUGUGUCCCACUGGAUCGCAGAGUGCCGCAGUGCAUGGAAGGAGGCCCGCAUUCGCGCGUGCAUGCUGCCCGCCAUUGCCGAGAAGUAAUCUAAGCAUGCCACACUUGCAAAGUUAAAAUGUAUUUUUCCAGUGAAUAGGACAGGCAAGCAUCAUGGAGAGUAACGUGUAUUAUGUAAUUAUUACUUUGCACUGCAGGUUUAUAUGCAUGUACAUUAUUUGAUGUAUUUUUAAAUCAGACUGUAUAUAUAUUUAAUCUCUGCUCUGUAGAUAGUGCAGAGUUACAAUGAAUGUCAAUGAUAAGACUGAGUCAGUCCUGUAAUGUCCAGUCAUGAUCAAAUGCAUUGAUUGUUGAAUUCCUUUUAUUAUAGUUUAGUGAUGCUUUAAAAAAAAAAAAGUAAAGAAACCUUGAUCUUCAAAAUUGCAGUUCUAAUAUUGCACAUUUAAUACAAUAGUUUAUGGGAUAAAUGUCUGAGGGUAUUACAAUGCAUAAUGUUCACAGAUAAGCAUCUCACUGUGUCUAAAUCUUUGCAUAACUUCUUUUAAGACUCAGCAAGCAGAAAAUUAUAUAGGCAGCUACUGCAAGGAAGAAUUAAUACACCAUGCUUCCAAAACAACUUAGUCAUACAUUUGAUGGAAAUCCAAGAUCUGCAAACAAUUACGUCAAAAGGACUAAUGUGCCUAAAUCCAAAAAUAGUCCUUAAUUGUCUCUUCCUCUCCACCAAAAGAGAUAUCUGAGACAUUAUUUCUAAUUAAUUGUUUUGAUCUGAAAUAUAUACAGCAAACACAUCCUGGUUCACCUAAUAUAAUAUCACUAUUUAUAGGAAACAGAAAGGCUAAGGGAACAUUAAUGUCUGAUCAAGGAUGGACCCAACAUAUGUUUUAGGCUAUGAUAGUUCACUGUCAUCUUCUGCCUGAAAGGCAACAUUAUGUUUAUGCUCAGGCUCUUGUUUCCAACUUUAACCAGUAGAGCAGGGUGAAACAGCUUGCAAGCACAAAUAUCAGCAAUAGAAAAGACUAGUCUGAUUUGAGGAUGAAUAAAGGUUUCCUGAUAAGGAAUAGCCUUCAGUUGAUCAAUGGACCAUAGAAUAACAAAUCUGACCAUAAUAUAUCAUUUUGAAAUCGAGACUUUGAAACCAAGUCAUUGUGGAACUGCACUGUUAUCCUCAUUAGACUGUUUGUACACAUCCAGAAAAUCAUGUUUCCCUGCACUGAUUUGGUAUUAUAUGAAUUCGUAUUUUAAGAUCAUCUUACUGUUAGAAAAUCAAUUAAUAUGGUUGCAUGUGACUUUGUAAAUUAUUUUGUAUUCAUGCAUAUGACAUUUCUGAAAAUUAUAAUGGAUGUAAUGAUUUGAGAGAAAACUGUAUAUUGCUCUGUAUGAGUAAAGAAAAUGUUGUUUGUAAAGUUUCAGCUAGCUUGUACUU
Messenger RNA from Xyrauchen texanus (razorback sucker), 2537 nucleotides. RefSeq lists its product as uncharacterized. The coding region runs from base 391 to 1203 and encodes 270 amino acids. NCBI's taxonomy places the organism in Eukaryota, Metazoa, Chordata, Actinopteri, Cypriniformes, Catostomidae. The transcript has 3 exons. The record is from RefSeq and is a predicted model, not a curated record. Gene Ontology annotation, biological process: regulation of autophagy. Gene Ontology annotation, cellular component: mitochondrion.